UCCACCCACCUCCGGGCGACCCGGAAGUUGUACGCGAGACGCCGCUUUCCCUCUCCCACAAUACCUCGCGCUCUUCCUUUCCAACCCGGGCCCGGCAGAAUGGCUCCCGCGAAGAAGGGUGGCGAGAAGAAGAAGGGCCGUUCUGCCAUCAACGAGGUAGUGACCCGAGAAUACACCAUCAACAUUCACAAGCGCAUCCAUGGAGUGGGAUUCAAGAAGCGUGCCCCUCGGGCACUCAAAGAGAUCCGGAAGUUUGCUAUGAAGGAGAUGGGAACCCCAGAUGUGCGCAUUGACACCAGGCUUAAUAAAGCUGUCUGGGCCAAAGGAAUAAGGAAUGUUCCAUACCGUAUCCGUGUGCGGUUGUCCAGAAAACGUAACGAGGAUGAAGAUUCACCAAACAAGCUCUAUACGUUGGUUACCUACGUACCUGUCACCACUUUCAAAAAUCUACAGACCGUUAAUGUGGAUGAGAACUAAUUGCUGAUUGUCAAAUAAAG
This is a messenger RNA of Hyaena hyaena (striped hyena), 497 nucleotides long. It is a transcript of the gene RPL31, whose product is annotated as ribosomal protein L31. The record is from RefSeq and is a predicted model, not a curated record. Gene Ontology annotation, molecular function: structural constituent of ribosome. Gene Ontology annotation, cellular component: ribosome; cytosolic large ribosomal subunit. NCBI's taxonomy places the organism in Eukaryota, Metazoa, Chordata, Mammalia, Carnivora, Hyaenidae. The coding region runs from base 100 to 477 and encodes 125 amino acids. The transcript is spliced from 5 exons. Gene Ontology annotation, biological process: cytoplasmic translation.